AAUUUUUCUUCAAAACACUGGACUUUCUUCGCUAAACAAUACUCGGUAUUUUUUUUAUAUUCCAAGUUAAUCGAUUAUCGUCUAUUCUCAGCUCAAUAUGAAUUCUGAUGAAAAUCAGUUGAAUGAGGGUUUGCAAGAGGUGAAUAAUGUUUCACCUGAAAAUAAUUUGUCUGAAGAUCAAAUAAGUAAUCACUCAUAUGAAUAUGAUGAUGAUCAGUCGGAUGAGGAUUUUUAUGAGGAUCUAGAUCAGUUAGCUGAGGAUAUUCAUCCGUAUCCGAGGAAUCUGCAGCAGAAUGAUCAUCUAAAUCGGUUGAACGAGGAUAUUCAUGAGUAUGAGAGGCAUAUGCAGCAGAAUGAUCAUCUAGAUCAUCAGUGGAAUGGGGUUCUUUAUGGGCAUAGGAGGAAUCUGCAGCAGAAUGCAAUUUUUGAGCAUUCUUACCGUUGUUUUUCGGUCUCAUCUCUCGAUAGGCCAAUUCUGGAAUGUGGUGAUAAAAUUAUCAUGCCUGCUUCAGCUCUAGAACGCCUCGCUCGUAUGAACAUAGAAUAUCCAAUGUUAUUUGAACUGAGAAAUCCUUCUGCUGAAAUAACUACUCACUGCGGAGUUUUAGAAUUCACAGCUGACGAAGGGACGGUGUCCUUACCAAAUUGGAUGAUGGAAGAUAUGCUCUUACAGAAUGGAGACAUUGUAUCUCUGAAAAACACAAGUCUUGUCAAAGGAAAGUUUGUGAAACUGCAGCCUCACUCCAAAGAUUUUCUAGAUAUCACAAAUCCAAAAGCAAUGUUAGAAACUUCGUUGAGGAGUUACUCGUGUUUAACAACUGGCCGCACUAUAAUGAUUCCGUAUAACAACAAAAAGUAUUACAUUGAUGUGGUUGAAACGAAACCUUGUCCCGCUAUUUCUAUAAUUGAAACAGACUGUGAGGUUGAUUUUGCCCCACCUCUUGAUUACAAAGAACCUGAGAAGAAUUUGCCAUCUGAUUUGUCUGAUAAGGAAUCUCCACAAGUUGAAGAAGAGGCAGAAACAAAGACUCCUGAAGUGAUUCCGUUCAGUGGUUCGGGACGGCGUUUGGAUGGAAAACCGGCGACACAGUCAGUUGAAGCAAGUUCGACUCCAAUUCUAAAGCAGCAACAACAACAAACUGAAAAUAAAACCAAGAGUUCUGGAAAGGUUGUUUUUGGGUCAAAAGGAAAUGCAGCUAAUGUUUCUCUAAAAAAUGAAAGUCAAGAGUCACCUAAGAAGAAGACAAAAACCAAAGAAUUUCAAGCUUUCACAGGAAAGAAGUAUUCAUUAAUAGGUUGAUCCUUGUUGGAUUGUUUUUCAGAUAUUGAUAUUAGUAGAGGAUAGUUUAAUUUACAGUAACUUUUAGAAGUU
Messenger RNA from Lathyrus oleraceus (garden pea), 1372 nucleotides. RefSeq lists its product as uncharacterized. Gene Ontology annotation, biological process: ubiquitin-dependent protein catabolic process; ERAD pathway. Gene Ontology annotation, cellular component: VCP-NPL4-UFD1 AAA ATPase complex. Lineage: Eukaryota; Viridiplantae; Streptophyta; Magnoliopsida; Fabales; Fabaceae. The transcript is spliced from 10 exons. Gene Ontology annotation, molecular function: polyubiquitin modification-dependent protein binding. Bases 98 to 1300 code for a protein of 400 amino acids. The record is from RefSeq and is a predicted model, not a curated record.